UACCCACAUUAUCUAUUUCUCUCUCUCGUACUUAUCAAUUUCGCAUUAAAAACCCUUGUUGUCUGUCCGUUGGAUUAUCUUUACAAAUUUUGCAUUAAAAACCCUUGUCGACUACCUAUUGGAUUAUCUUUAUCUAUUUCGCAUUAAAAACCCUCGUCGUCUACCAUUUGGGUUAUUUUUAUCUAUUUCGCAUUAAAAACCCUUGUCGUCUAGCGGUUGGAUUAUCUUUGGUGGGGACACAGAGUUUUAGAAAUGAUAGCCCCUAAACGAGAGGUGAACAUAUUGGACAUAUGGAUGGGCUCAAUAUUUUAAAAUCCACAACCAUCUCUAAUGGUAUCAAUUUUAUUUCCUCAUAUAUCUUUCCCUUCAUUCUGGAUUUUAUUGUUUAUGUUUUUUAUACCUUGUGUCCUCUAUUCUGUUUCAAGUAUCGUAGACAUUUUGAUUGGGGUGAAAUACAAAGUUGAAAUCGAAGCUACUUUCGAAAUUAAAUAAAAUAACAUCAUCAUUUGAAAAAUUUAUGAACCUUCAUUAUGCAUAUAUCAACGUUUAUAAUCAAUUCUUAACUAAUAAACUAAUUAGAUACUCUAAUUUGGUACAAAUAAAUCAUAGCGCACUAGUAAUUUUCAAGAUACCAAAUAAAUACAAGCACACAAUGAAAAUAGGAAUUCACAAAUACAAUAUGAUACCAAAAUUAACGUGGAAGAAAUAUUACAAUGAAUCAUUUGAGGUUAAGGAGAAGGAUAAAACAAUGAAAGGAUGCAAUUCCGCUAAUUUCGAACUCACUAUAUAUACUUACCUAUAUAGUUUAGCACGACACGUAUAUGUGGUAGUGUAAAAAAUAGAAUAGCAUGACACGAUAGGUACUAUAAAAUAACACUGCACAACACAUAUAUAAUACAUACUCUAAAUUUCAAAACACGAAAUUCCCCAAUGGUCAAGAACAUGCGAAAUGUAAGAUUGAAGCACGAUGAUGAAUCAAGGAGAUCACAUCCUACUCGAGGUGGAAGAUCCAAAAUCUGGAAUCAAGAUCAAAAUCAAGUUCGACAAGAUCGUCACAUGGUAUAAGAAAUUCAGAUUUCGGAGGCUGCCGGAGCAGAAGAUUCCGGCAGCGGCGGUGGCGGUUGCUCCGCCGUGGAUUGAUCUACCAUUGGAUGUGACGGCGGACAUCCUGCACCGGCUGGGGGCGGCGGAGAUGCUGGAGACGGCAGAGAAGGUGUGCAAGACGUGGCGGAGCGUGUGCCGCGACCCGAGCAUGUGGCGGGUAGUCGACGUCAAGAACUCCGGGUCGUGCUACGACACGCGCCGCCUCGGGAGCCUGUGCCGCCGCGCCGUCGACAGGAGCGGCGGCGAUUUGAUGGACAUUAACAUUGAGUAUUUUGGCAAUGAUGAACUUCUUCACUACAUUUCCCUAAGGUCAAGUAAGCUGAGACGGCUCCGGCUGUCGUGCUGCAGAAAGUUAUCCGGGAAAGGGCUGAGCGAGGCGGCAAAGAGUUUCCCGCAGCUACAAGAGUUGCACAUCUUAUUCAUGAACCAAAUCGACAUUGAAGACGUCGAGGCCAUCGGCCUCCAGUGCUCCAGCUUGAGGUCUUUUACGCUGAUUAAACACGAUGCCAUUUCCGGAGUCGGAAAUGGCAACGAUUAUUUAGUAGCGAUUGCAAAAGCCAUGCCCAAUUUAGUUCAUCUUCGACUUGGCUUCUUCGGCUCUACUAUCACAAAUAAAGGAUAUCAGGCCAUUCUUGACGGUUGUCCAAUUGUUGAAUCACUGAUAUGUUGGUAGUCUAAUUUGGAAAGUUCAUCUCAUUAUGAAUUACUUGGACGACAAAAGAGUCGAGAUGCGUGGACAGAAACUCUUGACAAAAUACCAAUAUGAUAUGUGUCAAAGAUGAAUGAAUUAAUAUGUAUCAAAGAAAUAGGUUAAUUUGAAAAUUAUGCCAUACUAUAAAAUAGUACUACUAUUAUAAAUUUAGUUUAUACUAGUACCAUAUAGUGAGAUCCUCCCACAGAGUUUGUUUCUCAUGUGAGAUUUGUUGAUUACUGUUAUAUAUCGACAAUUUAUCAA
This is a messenger RNA of Salvia hispanica, 2059 nucleotides long. Its product is annotated as putative F-box/LRR-repeat protein 9. Lineage: Eukaryota; Viridiplantae; Streptophyta; Magnoliopsida; Lamiales; Lamiaceae. Gene Ontology annotation, molecular function: protein binding. The record is from RefSeq and is a predicted model, not a curated record.